AUGUCUAUAGAAGACUAUCAACCAGGUCCAUUCGAUGAACAUAGUUUUGAUAAUCACUAUGGAACAAGCAACAACUAUGAAAGGUUCUUCAUGACCUUUCUUAGGCCACAUUUUAGCGACAUAUUUUUUCAGACAGAUGCAGACUACACAUAUGGUUACGCUCCCAUCGACACCGAUGUCGUUGAUAUGGCCGGUGAUCAUUCCAAUGCUAAAAAAACCGAAACUCCGAUAAUUAGACUUUACGGUGUGACCAAGAAGCAAGAAAGCAUUUUGGUUCAUCUCAAGAAUUUCAUGCCAUAUUUUUACAUUGAAAAACCCAAGAAUUUUACUGAAGAGCACAUUACCGAUCUCAUUGCCCUGUUUAGCAAACACUUGUCUGAGCAGCCUCAAUUCAAAAGGUCUCUGCGUUUCGUUUUAAACAUUACUAUAGUGAAAUUAACGUCGUUAAUGCUUUAUAAAGAUAAUGGUGAGACUGAUUUUCUCAAGAUCACAGUGGCAUUGCCACGUAUGGUGUCAACUCUCAGAACAUUUAUUGAAUCCGGGGUAGCAUUACAGGUAUUUGAUCCUAACAAUGUUAAUGCCCGUAUUCCUCUACAUCGGAUUACAUAUGAGGCUAAUUUACCAUAUGUGUUGAGAUUUUUAUUGGAUAGAGAAGUGGUUGGUGGAUCUUGGCUGAAAUUGCCCAAGGGAUCAUAUUCUGUAUGUUCCGGUAUAGAAAAGACUAGUCACUGUAAUAUUGAAGUUAUGGCAGACUAUGAUAAAAUUAUUUCAAUGCCACUAGAGGGGGAAUGGCAAUCUAUCGGACCUAUCAGGAUAUUGUCCUUUGAUAUUGAAUGUGUAAAGUUUUCAGGGCCAGGUUUCCCUAAUGCAAAUAAUGAUCCUGUGAUUCAAAUAUCUUCCGUUUUACAUACUCAUGGAAAUAACGUGGAAAAAACACAGAAUUUUGUUUUCACACUUAAGGAAUGUGAUCCUUUGCAUAAUGCAAAUGUUCUAUGUUUUGAGUCUGAGGAUCAAUUAUUAUUGGCUUGGAGUGAUUUCUUCAGAUAUGUAGACCCAGAUUUUGUAACCGGGUACAACAUUAUAAAUUUCGAUAUUCCGUAUUUGAUUACAAGAGCAUCUGUUCUCAAUUUGGAACGAUUUUCACAGUUGCCUAGAAUAAAAAAACAGAUGACCACUUUCAAGGAUGCUAUUGUUAGCAACAAUAUAAUGGGAACAUAUGAAAAUAAAGACAUUAACAUAGAGGGCAGGAUCUUAUUUGAUGUCUAUGAUUUAGUCCGCCGCGAUCACAAGCUAAAAUCGUACACUUUAAACUAUGUUUCAUUUGAAUUUUUGAAACAACAAAAAGAAGAUGUUCACUAUUCUACAAUUGCAAAACUACAGCUAGGAUCAUCUGCUGAUCGUAGGAGAAUAGCAAGUUAUUGUUUAAAGGAUGGAAUUCUGCCGUUAUUACUGAUAGAAAAGCUCUUGCUGCUAUACAAUUAUGUAGAAAUGGCUAGGGUCACAUCAACUCCAAUAAAAAUGCUUAUUAGCAGGGGUCAGCAGAUUCGUGUUACUAUGCAAAUUUAUCGUCAAUGCAAGAUUAUGCGUUAUGCUGUUCCAGUGCUUAGUACUGGCUCAAGAAAUGCAUCAAAUGAGGCAGGCUACGAAGGAGGUACUGUAUUGGAUCCACAAAGAGGGUACCAUAAGCAACCUAUCGCUGUACUUGAUUUUCAAUCCCUAUAUCCAUCAAUUAUGAUCGCUCAUAACCUUUGUUAUUCUACACUUAUUCCUACGUCUGAAGUUGACAAAUAUCCUCCAGAACAUGUUACUAGAGUUCCAGGCCACGAAGGACUCUGUUUUAUAAAGUCGUCUGUUAGAACUGGUGUUCUGCCGAUUAUUGUUAGCAACUUGAUUGAAGCCAGAAAAAGGGCCAAGAAAUUAAUGGCCAGUUGUACGGAUCCUAUGUUAAAGAGUGUUUACGAUGGACGUCAGCUUGCCCUGAAAAUCACCACCAACUCAGUCUACGGUUAUACUGGAGCGGCGAGUGGAGGAUUUUUGCCAUGUGUUGAAGUUGCCACCGCAAUUACAUCUUUUGGUCGUAGCAUGAUUUUGAAUACAAAACAGUCUAUAGAAAGCCAUUUUACGGCAGAAAACGGCUACAUUGCUAAUGCCAAAGUCGUGUAUGGUGAUACAGAUUCUGUCAUGAUUAAUUUUGGUACUGACAAGAUAGAAAAGGCAAUAGAACUGGGUAUAGAAGCAGCGGCUAAGAUUACGAGUGAAGCCACAAAACCAAUUACUCUAGUUUUCGAAAAGGUAUAUAGACCUCUGCUUCUUUUGAACAAAAAGAGGUAUGCUGGGCUAUUUUAUAGCAAUGCAACAACAUAUGAAAAGAUAGAUUGCAAAGGAAUUGAGACUGUAAGAAGGGAUUUUUGUCCUUUAGUCCAGCAGAUGAUGGAGAGAGUAUUGCACCUACUUCUAGUUGAUUUAGAUUUGGAAGGCGCUAUAAAAUUUGUAAAGAGCAAGAUUAGUGAACUUUUGAGAAACGAAAUUGACAUUAGUCUUUUGGUUGUUACAAAAUCUCUUGGGAAGGUUGAAUAUGAUACCAGACUUCCUCAUGUGGAGCUCGCUAAAAAAUUAAAACAAAGAGACCCUGGAAAGGCUCCUGGAGUUGGAGAUAGAGUGAGUUAUAUCAUAGUAAAGGGGACGAAAGGGCAACCUCAAUUUGACAGAGCUGAAGAACCGCUCUAUGUUGCUGAGAACAACUUACCAAUUGACACUCAGCAUUACUUGGAAUCUAUAAAGAGCACUCUCAUGCGUGUGUUUGAGGUUAUCAUGUCAAACACCGAUUCACUUUUUAGCGGAGAACACACGAGAAUAAUUACCAUGAGUUCUUCAAUCGAUGGUGCACUUUCAAAGUUUGUAAAAAAGGUUGAAAGAUGCUUAGGAUGUAAAAGUGUUAUCAAGGUCCCACCAUUCUGUGAAAACUGCAGUCAAAAGAAACGCAAAGAAGUAAUUUUAAAGAAACUUGAAGCCCUGAGAACAAAAGAAAAUGAUUAUUUUACACUCUGGACCCACUGUCAAAGGUUUGAAUUUGAUAGAAAAUAUAAACGAUAA
Molecule: messenger RNA, 3093 nt
Organism: Theileria equi strain WA
Lineage: Eukaryota; Apicomplexa; Aconoidasida; Piroplasmida; Theileriidae
Product: DNA polymerase delta catalytic subunit, putative
Exons: 9
Coding region: 1-3093 (1030 amino acids)
Biological process (GO): DNA-templated DNA replication; nucleotide-excision repair, DNA gap filling; DNA replication proofreading
Cellular component (GO): delta DNA polymerase complex
Molecular function (GO): DNA-directed DNA polymerase activity; DNA binding; 3'-5'-DNA exonuclease activity
Source: RefSeq, a predicted model, not a curated record